AGUAGACCUCAUCUGCAAUUAGAUGACCCAGCACCUAUCAAAUUUUUGAGACAGCUCGGUGCUUAGAGGAAGGCUCGUCUAAAUAAAGGCCAGCUACUGCCAUUGCAGGGAUUUGAGCUUUCUCUGGAUGCCUAUGUGAUCAAAGGGUGAUUUGCAAGAUUUUUCUUUCCUGGGAUCCAGAUUAUUACAUCUCCUGGUUCCUGUGCCUUGACAGCAAGUGAAACACAAAAUGAAGACUGUCAGAGAUGAGCAUCUGCCGCAGGGACUUGGGGACCUUCUUACACAUCAGCUUGCAAGAUUCCCUGGCCACCAACUGAAAUAGCAAGCUGGAGCCUUUAUCGUGGGACCAGCCAUCUACCACAGAGCACUGGGCCAGGAAGUUCCUGGAGCUCCACUUGGGAGUCCUAUGUAACUGGAUAUCUGUCUGAUGGUACAGUCAGAGCUUAGAAGUUCAAGGUGAAGGAAGGUGGGAAGGUCAUCCAGUGACACCAACAGCUAUAGGCUGGGCUGGGCAGCCUCUGCAGCCUCUCACUGACGCAGGGAAGGAGGCUGCCCAGCAAGGAGUUUUUGCCCAGCCCGCAGGACCUCUGUGCAGACACUGGGCUCUGGCACACCUCAGCUGCAUCUCUCGCUCUUGGGCCUAUGCCUCUUCUACAACCAGCCCCAUUCGGUGGCUCUGGCUGAGAUGGAGACGUGAGCCUGCGUGGAUGAUGACGGCCGUGUGCGUGAAUGGAGGCGGUCUGGUGAACCCCCACUAUGCCAGGUGGGACCGGCGUGACAGCGUGGAAAGCAGCUGUCAGACCGAGUGCAGCAAGGAGGGUGAGGAGGAGCAGACGCGCCAGCUGACGCCCUUUGAGAAGCUGACACAAGACAUGUCCCAGGAUGAGAAGGUGGUGAGAGAGAUCACACUGGGGAAACGGAUCGGGUUCUACCGAAUUCGAGGGGAAAUCGGAAGUGGAAACUUCUCCCAAGUCAAGCUCGGGAUUCACUCCCUAACCAAAGAAAAAGUUGCCAUUAAGAUCCUGGACAAGACCAAGUUAGACCAGAAAACCCAAAGGCUACUAUCCCGUGAAAUCUCCAGCAUGGAAAAACUCCACCAUCCCAACAUUAUUCGCCUUUACGAAGUUGUGGAGACCCUAUCCAAGCUCCACUUGGUGAUGGAGUACGCAGGGGGUGGGGAGCUGUUCGGGAAAAUUAGCACUGAAGGAAAGCUCUCUGAACCAGAAAGCAAGCUCAUCUUCUCCCAGAUUGUGUCGGCUGUGAAGCACAUGCAUGAAAACCAAAUUAUUCACAGGGAUCUGAAAGCAGAAAACGUAUUCUAUACCAGUAGUACUUGUGUGAAGGUGGGUGAUUUUGGAUUCAGCACAGUGAGUAAAAAAGGUGAAAUGCUGAACACCUUCUGUGGGUCUCCUCCCUAUGCUGCCCCUGAACUCUUCCGAGAUGAGCACUACGUUGGCGUUUAUGUGGACAUCUGGGCCUUGGGGGUGCUUCUGUACUUCAUGGUGACUGGCACGAUGCCAUUUCGGGCAGAGACUGUGGCCAAACUAAAGAAGCGCAUCCUCGAGGGCACCUAUAGCAUGCCGCCGCACGUGUCGGAGCCCUGCCACCGGCUCAUCCGAGGUGUUCUUCAGCCCAUACCCACCGAGAGGUACGGGAUCAACUACAUCAUGAACAAUGAGUGGAUGCAAGGGGUGCCGUAUCCCACCCCCUUGGAGCCUUUCCGGCUGGAUCCCAAACAUUUGUCAGAAACCAGCACCCUCAAAGAAGAAGAAAAUGAGGUGAAAAGCACUUUAGAACAUUUAGGUAUCACAGAGGAGCAUAUUCGAAAUAACCAAGGGAGAGACGCUCGAAGCUCAAUUACAGGGGUCUAUAGAAUCAUUUUACAUAGAGUGCAAAGGAAAAAGGCUUUGGAAAGUGUCCCAGUAAUGAUAUUACCAGACCCUAAAGAAAGAAACCUAAAGAAAGGGUCCCGAGUCUACAAAGGCAUAAGACACACAUCUAAAUUUUGUUCAAUUUUAUAAACUAUGUUGGCUCCCAAUAGUUAACGAAGAUCAUUGUUGCUGCUUUUAAAUUUUUUCAUGGACAACUUGAGUGGGGACAUUUUUGUAAUUUUAAAUAAAUUUAAAUUUGAGAUAUGCAUUUUUCUCCAAAAAGUCUAUUAGUCCACAUUUUGGCCUGAUUUGUGUUCUUGUCUUAUUCUCAAACUCCAGCAUUCAUUCAUUUAAGCAAAAAAUAUUUAUUCAGUGCCCACUACAUGCCAGGUGCUCUCUAAGGUCCUGAGGACUAGCAAGGAAUGACAGGCUGGUGUGUUCUAGCACAGGACAAAAACACCAGCAACUGUCUGUAUGCGUGAUAUUCUAGUAUAGGAUGUGUAUGAUAUUAAUUCAGAUAUAGUAAUGUGAUAUUAGAAGCUUGCUACUUUGGAUUGGAUCUUUAAAGAAGCCCAUUUUGUGUAGAAAGCGUAAGAGUUG
Molecule: messenger RNA, 2471 nt
Organism: Chinchilla lanigera (long-tailed chinchilla)
Lineage: Eukaryota; Metazoa; Chordata; Mammalia; Rodentia; Chinchillidae
Gene: Nim1k
Product: NIM1 serine/threonine protein kinase
Exons: 4
Coding region: 708-2021 (437 amino acids)
Biological process (GO): microtubule cytoskeleton organization; intracellular signal transduction; protein phosphorylation
Cellular component (GO): cytoplasm
Molecular function (GO): protein serine/threonine kinase activity; ATP binding; tau-protein kinase activity
Source: RefSeq, a predicted model, not a curated record